Messenger RNA from Rotaria socialis, 2139 nucleotides. Lineage: Eukaryota; Metazoa; Rotifera; Eurotatoria; Philodinida; Philodinidae. The record is from the annotation of a GenBank genome assembly.
AUGGGACCAAAACGAGCAGACAACAUUAGUAAAGGAAGUAAAAUAUCAUUAAGUGGCCCUAGUGUAUUAGGUAUAACCGGUGCUGGAUCAGUACCAGAGCAAGAGACUCAGCAGUUUGUUGGUAAAUUUGCUGCUGAUUUAGAACAAUGCUGUCGCGAACCAUCUUUAACUUAUCCUAUAACUAUUCCUGUUUACAUUCGCGGUAAUCCAACACAAUCCGCACAAAUUCAAUCUGCUACAUCCCAAAGUCAACAGCAGCAGCAACAACAACAACAACAAUCGCAAACAGUAGCACCAUCUGGAGCGUCAGUUACUCCAUCAGUAGUUGCUGGUGGUCUUGCUGAAGAGCAACUAUCAACAAUAGGAAAGAAAACAUCUCGCGCAAGAGUGCCCUCUGUUAGUCAAAGUGGAAUUUUAAUAGGAAUAACAGGCGCCGAUAGUGACAACAGAUCCUUUAGUGUUGCAGGACAAGAACAAUCCAAAGUUCCUUCACCGUCCUAUAAAAGUUUUCAUCUUAUUCCAGAUAGUGAGUUCUAUCGACCUAAAUUAUUGGCAGAUUCAGCCAACAAUGAAACAGAAUCCAUCGAUCAAAUAACAGCUCUUUAUAUGCGAUCUUGGAAACUUGACCAACGUUUUAUUGAUAUUUUGAAAAAAAUUCUACCUUUACAAGAACAACUGCAUACACUUGAUUUCUGUUAUGUUGGUCUUAAUGACAAGACUAUUUAUGGAUUAGUUGAGUUAUGUCAAGUAAUAAAAAAUUUGAAGAAUAUUUCUCUCGAUGGAAAUCCGAUAGCAGCAGAAUGUUUUCAUCUUUUAAUUGAAAAAGAUGACUCAAAAAUUAGUCAAUUAUCUCUUCGUUAUUGUAAUAUUACUGAUAAAGGUGUUGAACGAAUUGCUCGUGCUCUUGGUAACAUUUCAAGACAAAAUUGGAAAUUGCUAACACUUAAUUUAAGUGGAAAUCGAAUUGGUGAUAUUGGUGCUCAAUCUUUAGCAGCAGCAUUACGUUAUAACAGAACAUUAAUAUCUCUCAAUCUUUCAUCGAAUUUCAUUAAUGAUAAAGGUGCUCUUCCCUUGGCAUUAGUUCUUCGAAGAAUUGUACUGACACCAGAAGAAAUCAUUCAACGUCGACGUAUAAUACUUAAACGUUAUGCUGAAACACAUCUAGAUGAAUUUCGAGUUCAUACUAAUUCACCGACUCCUUCAAAUGUAUCAACAAAAAGUAAAUCAGGACGAACUAGUCGUGGCGAUUUUAAACGUGUGGCAGAUCCAAAUAAACGAAAAAUAAAUACAGGAAGAACCUCACAAAAUGUAGAAAAACGCAAUCGCAAUGAAUCUGAUGAAAAUCGUCCACCAUCAGAAAACAAAGGUGAUUUAAGACGAGGACGAAACGAAGGUAGUAGUGGACGCUCAUCAGUGCUCAAUGCAUCUCCAGCAACCGGUAGUACAUCUCGUCGUACAACUGCUAGUACAUCAAAUGCAAGUAACAAAGAUUCAGAUCAGUCUAAAACACCUGGUCCUUCACGUAUAAGAAAAGUAGCAACUACUGCUAAUGUAACAACAAAAAAGAAUAUUUCAAUAGUCAAAGAAGAAGAUGAAGAUGCAGCCGAACAAUCAGUAUUGUUACCGAUUCAAGGAAACGAACGUGAAAAUCCAUUACUUGAAACAAAUGAAUUUGAAUCACAAGAUGGUGAAAUGUGGUUGAGAGGAAACUUCGUUCUUCUAAGCUUAAAUUUAUCACGAAAUUAUCUAACAAUAGAUAGUGUUCGAGAAUUUCUUCUUUCACUUGAACAACAAUCGGCAUUUACAAAUGCCAAUGAUAUAUUCAAUUUAUCUUCAACAGCAACAGCUCCAUUAAUGAACUUUUCUGGUCUUUGUCGGCUUGAAUUAAAGGGUAUGAAUGAUAUUUCGACGAAAUCAUCUGAAUAUCAAUCCAUAGAAAUAUUACUGACGCAAAAAAGUCCUUUGCUACGUUUUCAACAACUAAGAGAACGUGAACCAAAAGAAUCGUUCGAUUUACAAUCAAUUCAACAAUUGCAACAGUCAAUAUCAGAGAAAACAGCAAAUACAUUAGAAAAGCCGCGAACAGGGUCGAGCUCUAAGCCUACAAAUCAACGACCAACAUCUCGAUUGAAAGAAUAA